This is a messenger RNA of Vespula pensylvanica (western yellowjacket), 4631 nucleotides long. RefSeq names its product semaphorin-1A (gene Sema1a). Bases 1704 to 4025 code for a protein of 773 amino acids. The transcript has 9 exons. Gene Ontology annotation, biological process: semaphorin-plexin signaling pathway; neural crest cell migration; negative chemotaxis. The record is from RefSeq and is a predicted model, not a curated record. Gene Ontology annotation, molecular function: semaphorin receptor binding; chemorepellent activity. NCBI's taxonomy places the organism in Eukaryota, Metazoa, Arthropoda, Insecta, Hymenoptera, Vespidae.
AGGAGAAAGAAGAACGGAAGGAAGGAAGGAAGGAAGGAAGGAAAGAGGAAGGAAGGAAGGAAGGAAGGAAGGAAAUAAAUAGCAAGGCGCCUGCGUGACCCGCUCUUAUCUCGGCUGUGUCCGUCAGCAUUCGGCAUCUCUCGAGUCGGAGCGAGGAGAGUGGUGAGGGUAACGUGUCACCUGUCGCCGUUAUCGAGGCUUUUCAGUGCGGUGCCGACCGUCGGCCAGUGCGGAUCGCUCUUCUAAUCUGUACAUAUAUAUAUCUAGUUAUAAUAUUGUCGAUAUUUUUUUUUUUCAUCGUUUCUCUCUUUUUCACUGUCUGUUUGUCUGUUUUUCUCUCUCUCUCUCUCUCUCACUCUAUCUCUCUCUCUCUCUAUCUAUUUGUCUAUCUGUCUGUUCGUCUGUUCGUCUACUAUUUUGACUUCGGGCGUGCUAACGUGCUUACGUGCUAACGUGCUACGUGCGUGCGUGCGUGCGUGCGUGCGUGUGUGUAUGUGUGUGUAUAAAAGAGAGAGAGAGUGCGCGAAUCGCGAGUGUGUCACACGCACGCGCGACCACGCGUCGCCACUCCGUCUACUUCGUUUUAUUUCUUCGUCCUUGGAAACGUAACGACCGACGCUUCUUCUCUCUCUCUUUCUCUCUCUCUCUCUCUCUCUUUCUCUCUUUCUAUCUAUCUAUCUAUCUAUUCCUUUCUCUCUCUUUCUCUAUCUAUUUCUCUCUUUAUCUAUCUCUUUCUUUCGACCACCAUUAAAAAGAUACACGAAGACGUCAACGACACCACGAUAUAAUAACAACAACGACGACGACGACGACCAAGACGAACACGACAACGACCAAGACGAAAAAAGUUUAUAGCGACUGUUACGACUUAUUCUCUUUCUCCACUUUUUUUUCUUUAUCUUUACCUCCUCCUAUCUUCCUCCUCCUUCUCCACCAUCUCCUUUCUCUUUAUCAUCGGCGAGAAAUAACGCGUUUUCGUCGACGAGGAAAGGAAACAUGCGCGGCGAAAAUUGGAGAACGACGACCACCGUUGUUGCAACGAGGAGCGACCAACAACAACGUCAACAACAACAACAACAACAACACGAAGAAGACGAAUGCGACGUCACGCUACUACCGCACGUGACUACUACCACCAUCAUCGACGAGGACCGAUCUGCUUCCUACUCUUCCUCCCCCUUAACAACCACCACCACCGUUAUUGCCUCUACCACCAUUGCUACCACCACCAUCGACAACACCAUUACCAGCAACACCAAUAGCAGCAGUGUCAUUACCUUUUCCUCCACUUUUUUCUUAACCUCUCAACUUCAGUGAAAUAAGAAGAAGAAGAAGAAGAAGAAGAAGAAGAAGAAGAGAGAGAGAGAAAGUCGAGUUAUCGCGAGCUCUCGCGUGUUUUUUGGUGUCUCUUUUCUUGCAAGAAGAAAAAGAAGAGUAAUAUUAAUAAUAUUAAGAAGAGGAGGAAGAAGAAUAAGAAUUAGAAGAAGAUAAUAGGAAAAAAGAAAAGAGUGAACGUGAUUGGUGCGUUAAUAUUUGAAAACCUAUUUAAUACUUAUCCAUCGUGUGUUCGGUUGAUUGAUCGUUACAUUCGCGAAUCCGAAGAAGUAAUAUUAUUAUUUCUCUCGACGCUCGUUUGCGAGAGAUCGAGAUAAUAGAAUCCUGGCAGCCCUUCGGUAUUUCUCGAUAAAAUCGAGAGAAAAAAGAUGAGACGUCGUAUCACCGAGGUCACAACCUCGACGAUGCACCCGGUGCUCUUCUGUUGGUGUGUCGCCGCCAUUUUUAGUGUCGCCUUAGCGGCAUGGCAGGAAAAUGUGCGACCGAAGAUGUACGUUCAAUUAGGUGCCGAAGAUGUGUUCAGGUUUACGGGGAACGAAACGCACACAGAUUACUUUCGGCUGGUGCUCAGGGAUGCCAACUAUCUUCUGGUUGGUGGAAGAAAUUUAGUACACAACCUGAGCUUGACCGAUUUGACGGAGCAACAAAGGCUCACGUGGUACUCUACGGAAAAAGACGUAAAGAUGUGCGUCGUCAAAGGGACGCCAGAAGAAAAUUGCCAGAAUUAUAUACGUAUACUCGUGAAGACGAGCUCGAACACCCUUUUGGUGUGCGCAACGAACGCCUUCAAACCGAUGUGCCGCGAUUACCUCGUACACGCAGGUAAUUACACGAUGAUAAAGGAAAAGGGAGGACAAGCUAGGUGUCCCUAUGAUCCUCAACACAACAGUACCUUCGUUUAUGUCGAGGGUGAACUUUACACCGGAACUGUCGCCGAUUUUGCUGGAAUGGAUCCCAUUAUCUAUAGGGAACCAUUGCAAACUGAACAAUACGACUCGAUGAGUCUUAAUGCUCCAAAUUUUGUGAGUUCCAUGUCCCAAGGUGACUUUGUCUACUUCUUCUUCAGGGAGACCGCUGUUGAAUAUAUAAACUGCGGCAAGGCCGUCUAUUCUCGCGUAGCGAGGGUCUGUAAAUACGAUCGUGGUGGACCCCAUCGUUUUCGUAACAGAUGGACAUCCUUCCUGAAGUCUCGUCUUAAUUGCUCCGUUACCGGGGACUUUCCUUUUUACUUCAAUGAAAUACAGUCAACGACCGAACUGAUAUCCGGACAAUACGGAAGUUUAUCAGCCCAGCUGAUAUACGGCACGUUCACGACCCCGGUAAAUAGCAUAAGCGGCUCAGCUGUGUGCGCCUUUUCCCUUCAGGACAUCACCGAUACCUUCGAGGGUAAUUUCAAGGAGCAAAGCGCGCUCAACUCAAACUGGCUGCCUGUACAAAGUGCCAAAGUACCCGAACCCAGACCGGGACAGUGUGUCAACGAUUCUCGCACUUUACCGGACUUAACUUUAAACUUUAUCAAUACCCAUUCCCUAAUGGACGAAUCAGUGCCGAGCUUUUUUGGUCAACCGAUCGUUAUACGCACCAGUUUUCAUUAUAGGUUUACACAAAUCGCAGUGGAUCCUCAGGUGAAGACACCAGGUGGUAAAACUUACGAUGUCCUCUUCAUCGGCACAGAUAACGGAAAGGUUAUCAAAGCGGUGAACGCUGAGUCAGCGGAUUCUCACGAGAAAGUUAGUCCCGUUGUAAUCGAAGAGAUCCAAGCGUUUCCAUCUACAGUGCCUGUUCGUGGAAUAAAAGUCGUCCGUGCUUCGCAAGCCGGUGAUGGUUUGGAAGAUGGCCGAUUGGUUGUGAUAGCAGAUAGCCAAGUCCAAGCACUGAGGUUACAUCGUUGUUACGGUGACAGGAUAUUGUCCUGCGGCGAAUGUGUGGCUCUCCAGGAUCCGUAUUGUGCUUGGGACAAGGUCGAGGGCAAGUGUCGGGCAUUGGUUGGUCCAGCUGCUACGGAUGCCAGCAGAUUUUUGCAAAGCGUAGCAACUGGCAUUCAUGCGUCCUGCCCACCAAGUAAAGGAUUGAACAAGGACGCUAGUAGUGUCGGUGCCAUUUCUGCUAAUCAAAAUAAAUUCCCUCAGGAUUCGAUGAUACCCAGUAAGGAUAGUCAAGGUGGAGAGAUAAUCAAUAUCAUGCACGACGAAGAACAAGACAGUUCAGGUCCAGAAGUAUCAGCCGCGGAUUCGCCACCGCCACAAUACAGCGUUGAGACCUUAGUAAUGGCCGUAGUGGCCGGUGCAUUGGCAGCAUUGCUCGUUGGUUUUGUAGCUGGUUAUCUCUGCGGUCGAAAGUGUAGAAAAGAUGAGGAUGAUAACUUGCCGUAUCCCGACACGGAGUACGAAUACUUCGAACAACGGCAAAACGUCAACAGGUUAGCACCUGAGCCAAAGUUACUGCCGCAAGAAGAGGUUACCUAUGCGGAACCAGUUUUGGUUCCACAACCGUCUAAGAUGCAUUCGCCAAAGGGUACCAUGAGAAAACCACCGCCAACCCCAACGGAAACAUUAUUCCAGUUUCCAGAUGGUUAUGGUUUCCGUGGUCCAAGAGAUAAUUUUGGUACCCUUCGUUCCCAUCAAGGGGAUGCGUAUCGUCGGAACGAUGGAUUCGCGACGACACGCAGCGUUAAAAAGGUUUAUCUCUGAGAAACGAGCGAGGAGGGAGGUGGCCGUCACCGGAGCUUAGGACGGCCAACACGGAAUCGUCACAACGCGAGCUCAGCCGGUAGAAGUAGUCGCGCUGUGACGGCCUCAGGGGGACAGUCCAAUCGUGAGUUAGCUGGCCCGAGGGCACUCGAGUCGCCUUCGCCACCCUCCAGCGUCUCCUCGAGUUCCCCCUCCCCUCCCUCCUCGUCGCCAUCGCCGACCCUUGUACCGAUCGCGAUGAGUGGAUCGCCACCACCGCCAACCCUAACGCCACCCUGCAGUUUCAUAUAUCGAUCAUAGUCCUCGAUUAUUCCCACGGCUAUCACGUACCCUUCGACACUCUGCUUCUACCAUCCCCGUUAAACUGGGGAAGGACAAUGGAUACCUACCUUCUUAAUCGAGAGUCCUAUAUUAAGCGUUCCCAAAAAUGUAUAGAGAGAAGACUCACACGGAUAAGUCUGAUGCCGACAGUGUAAGUGUGCGAAAAAAGAGUGAGAAUGAGAGAGCGAGAGAGAGCCUGAACUGUGCUUCGUUUGGUUUUUCUUUCGUCUUUUUCUUUUUUUCUUCCUUUUCUUUUCUUUCUUUCCUUCUUUCUUUUUUUUUUUU